AAGCAUUCAGAAAAUAUUUUUAUUUUUGGACAAUAUUAAAAAAGUUGCCUGACUUUUUCCUGACAUAUUCAUGACUUCCCUGAUCACUGGACACCCAGAAAAUGAUAUAUUUAAAUUUACGCGCUGAAAUUCUCUUUCACCUUUAUGUCCUUUGACAGAAGCACACCAUAAAUAAAUAUAGUGCAAAAAAUUUACAAUUACAUUAUUUAUUUUAUUUUUUAUUCAUUUCACGUAUUUUUCUCAUAUUCACAUAAUAUUCGCAUUAAAUAUUAUAAAAUACUCUUAACUAAAUAAGUUUAAAAGCUAAAUUAUAGAUAAUAAAUUUUAGGGGAGGAUGGAAAUUGAGCAAUCCAGUGUGACGUCACAACGCGUCGGUAAAAGCAAUAUCUGUACGUAGUUAACACGCGUGGGGCAUGUUUACAUUGCUUUUAAUAGCAACUUGUCAGAAUUUGCUAUUAUAAUUAAAAAAUUAAUAUAAAAUGCCUGCCACUUGUCUUGUGCUUGACUGCAAAAGUCGUAGUGGAGUUGAUUCCGUGAAAUUUUUUCGAAUUCCAGUGGCUAGGAAAUUAAAAUCGGAAGAUUUGUGUAAAUUGGUACAUGACCGGCGAGAAAAAUGGUUACGUGUUUUGAAACGAGGUGAAUUAACUGAAACCCAACUAAAAAAUGGACGAAUUUGUUCUAAACAUUUCAUUACAGGUAUGUAUUAAUUAAAUUUUAUAAUUUGAAGAAAUAUAUGUACAUAUUAUACAUGUUAUUGUAUUGUAUAUAUAGUACAUAUAUAUUACAUAACCUAUAUAUAGCUAUGGAAUACACGCAUCUAUGUUUAUAUAUUGAAUGACCAGAAUUAUCAGAAAAAUAAUUAAUAUUAUACACAAUUAUAUAUGUAUGUAUUAUAAUAAUUCUUUUAAGGUAAACCAGCUGCAUUUUAUGAAAGUCAUGAUCCCGAUUGGGUGCCGAAUCAACACAUGGGAUACAGUGUAGGUGUUAUGUUAAAGAAGCCCUCGGAUGUAGAAAGAUACGAGAGGACAAAAAGAAGAGCUUACCAGAAACUUUCAAUUUUAAUUGAAAAAAGCAUCCCACAUGUUGAAGGAGCAGAUUCACCGACCGAGGUUUCAUUUCCGAAUCUAGUGAUAGAAACCAAUGAAAUCGUUUCAUUGCCAAAGGAAAACGAAGCAGUUUCUGAUGAGCCUCUGCCUAAGAUGUUAAAUGCAGGCAUUCAAACUGAUUUAACAUCAUGUUUGUUGGAACUUAAUUUCGAUGAUAUGUGUAUAUCAGAUUCUCUUAUUCGUGACCUUAAAAAGAGGCUUAGAAAGUUUGGUUUGCACGAGGAAGCGUUUAAAGAGAAUGACACAAGGACUAAGUAUUUAACUGGUUUAGAGAAUUCGAAAAUCCUAUUCCUUAUCCAUGAAACAAUUGCUCCUUAUCUUCCUAUGAAUAAUACUAAAUUGUCCACUUUUCAACAACUAGUUUUAACUUUGAUGAAACUUAGGUUAAAUUUGGAUUUUAAGUACUUGGCUGAUAGGUAUAGCGGUUUGCGUUUAUACAUAGUUGUGUAUUUGUAUAUAUCAGGGUUACCACGGUGUCGGGGGGGUUUGUUAAAAUUCAUUAUCUGUACUAAAAAUUUUCUGUCAGGGAAAAGUCAGGGAAAUUGA
Molecule: messenger RNA, 1652 nt
Organism: Leptopilina boulardi
Lineage: Eukaryota; Metazoa; Arthropoda; Insecta; Hymenoptera; Figitidae
Exons: 2
Coding region: 966-1652 (228 amino acids)
Source: RefSeq, a predicted model, not a curated record